Molecule: messenger RNA, 4407 nt
Organism: Anopheles marshallii
Lineage: Eukaryota; Metazoa; Arthropoda; Insecta; Diptera; Culicidae
Gene: clu
Product: clustered mitochondria protein homolog
Exons: 6
Coding region: 1-4407 (1468 amino acids)
Biological process (GO): intracellular distribution of mitochondria
Cellular component (GO): cytoplasm
Molecular function (GO): mRNA binding; protein binding
Source: RefSeq, a predicted model, not a curated record
AUGGCCCUGGAAACGGAAAGUGUACAAUCGCCGGAAGCUGCACCCGAACCGGUGGCUACGUCCGGAUCCGACGGGAUUGUUGGGGGUGGCGAUGCUGGUGGAAAAAAGAAAGGUUUCGCUAAAAACAAAAAACAGAAUGGCAAAUCGAAUUCUCCUCCAGCUGGUGGAAACGAUAAGGAAACGAUCGGUAACGGUCACGCGGUACAGAACGGGCUGAACGGUCAUUUUAGCUCGGAAGAGUCGGAUGCUGUGACCGCAAACGAUGGUGGUGCGGAUGACAAAAGUGCUGGUGUGGCCGGUGGUGGAGGAACCACGGACCCAUCAACGGCCGGCGACGAUGAUGUGAUGAAGCUAAUGCAGGAGACCGGCUUCACGGUGCAGGUGCUGUCGCCUGGCGUGGAACCACUCUCGAUACAGGUGUCGAGCAUGGAGCUGGUGCAGGAAAUUCAUCAGCUGCUGAUGGACCGGGAAGACACCUGCCACCGGACGUGCUUUUCGCUGCAGCUCGACGGCCGUACGUUGGAUAAUUUUGCCGAGCUUAAAAACAUCGACGGGCUGCAGGAGGGAUCGGUGAUCCGGGUGGUAGAAGAACCGUACACAAUGCGCGAGGCGCGCAUCCAUGUGCGCCACGUGCGCGAUCUACUAAAAUCACUGGACCCGGCCGAUGCGUACAACGGGGUGGACUGUAGUUCGCUUACGUUUCUGCACACGAUAACGAUGGGUGAUAUCAUGGAGAAGAAAAAGACACGCCAGGAAAGUGUGGACUGUACGCCGCCCGAUUUUAUCAUGCCCGGUGCGAAGGAACGUCCGCUGCUGCCACUGCAGCCGGGUUCGGGCAAAAAGGGCAAUCCACAACCGCUGAAGGUGCUGACGACCUCUGCCUGGAAUCCACCGCCCGGUCCGCGCAAACUGCACGGUGAUCUGAUGUACCUUUACGUGGUGACGAUGGAAGACAAGCGGCUACACAUUUCCGCCUGUUCGCGCGGCUUCUACGUCAAUCAGUCGACGGACGAUACGUUCAACCCACAGCCGGCCAAUCCGAGCUACCUCUCACACUCGUUGAUCGAUCUGCUAUCGCAGAUAUCGGCCACCUUCAGGCGAUGUUUCACGCAGAUGCAAAAGAAACGCACCCAACGCCAUCCCUUUGAGCGUGUGGCAACACCGUACCAGGUUUACACGUGGACGGCUCCCGCAUUGGAGCACACGAUCGAUGCGAUACGUGCGGAAGAUACGUUCUCGUCGAAGCUGGGCUACGAAGAGCACAUCCCGGGCCAAACGCGCGACUGGAACGAAGAGCUACAGACGACGCGGGAACUGCCGAGAGCAACACUCCCGGAGCGAUUGCUUCGCGAGCGGGCCAUUUUUAAGGUGCACAGUGAUUUCGUCACGGCAGCGACCCGUGGCGCGAUGGCCGUGAUCGACGGUAACGUAAUGCCGAUCAAUCCGGGCGAGGACGCCAAAACGCAGAUGUUCAUUUGGAACAACAUCUUCUUCUCGCUUGGGUUCGACGUGCGGGACCAUUACAAGGAACUCGGUGGUGAUGCGGCCGCAUUUGUGGCACCGCGCAAUGAUCUGCACGGUGUGCGUGUGUACAGUGCGGUGGACGUGGAAGGGCUCUACACGCUCGGUACGGUGGUGAUCGACUAUCGUGGUUACCGUGUCACGGCGCAAUCUAUCAUACCGGGCAUACUGGAGCGUGAGCAGGACCAAUCGGUCGUGUAUGGAUCGAUCGAUUUCGGCAAAACGGUGCUUUCGCAUCCCAAGUAUCUCGAGCUGCUAAAUGCGGCUGGGAAACAUUUGAGAAUUCAACCGCACAGCGUGUACAACGACAAGCAGGAAUCGAUAGAGCUGUGCUCGUCGGUAGAAUGCAAAGGCAUCAUCGGUAACGAUGGAAGACACUACAUUCUCGACCUGCUCCGUACGUUCCCACCGGAUGUGAACUUUCUUGUACUGCCGGCCGAGGAGGAAGCGGUCGGGCGGGAUAGCCAAGCGAUGGGUUUCCCGAUCGAACACCGGCACAAGCUUUGCUGUCUCCGCCAGGAACUGCUGGAAGCGUUCGUGGAGAACCGGUAUCUGCUGUUCAUGAAGCAUGCCGCCGUACAGUUGCAGCAGUGCGUGAAAAAGAAGCAGGAACAAAAGGCUACCGUUGGUGCGACGAAGGCUUCCGGUGAUGAAACAAAACCGGCUGCGAUCGAAGAAGCAGGAGUGGUGGAGAGUGAAAAGACGGAUGCGAAGGAUGCAAAGGAUGUGAAGGAUGUGAAUGAAGUGACGGUAAAGGAUGCGUCGCGCCCAGUGCCGAAAGCGGACAGUGAUGAUGCAAAGAAGCUGGUCGAAUCGUUAAUUUCGAGCGAUCAGAUGAACGAAAGCAAGGAGGUAGUGAAGCGUGUCUGCGAAGCAGUGGGCUCGCUGAAGGAGUACGAGUUCGAUAUCCGUUUCAAUCCGGACGUUUAUUCGCCCGGCAUCCGGCACGUUGAUGGUGAGCCGAAUGCGGCGAGUUCGUUGCGCCGCCAGAAGCAGCUCGUGAAGGAUGCGGCCGAGUUUUUAGUGAAGCACCAGAUACCGACCUUCGUGCACGAAUGUCUCGAUCAUUCGUCGGGCCCGAUGGAUGGCGUUACGCUGACCGAGCUACUGCACAACCGGGGCAUUAACGUGCGCUACCUCGGCAAGGUGGUGGACCAGUUGGCUAAGAUAAAACAGCUCGAGUACCUGCACACGAUCGCUGUGUCGGAGCUGAUCGUACGCGCCGCCAAGCAUAUCUUUACCACGUAUCUGCAGCAAACGGACGUCAUGAGUAUGGCGGCCGCAAUCAGUCACUUCCUGAAUUGCUUCCUAACGGUGUCGACCAUCGGUUACCAGCCGUUUGCGAACGGUAACGGUGGUGAUGGUGAUGGACAGCUGGCGGACGAGUUCGGUCCGAAAUCAUCAGCCGGUGGCAAGAAACAAAGCAAACAGAGCAAACGGGGCGGAAAGGGAACGGGUGGUGGUAAUGGCGGUGGACGGAAAACAACAUUUUCCGUUCCAUCAUCGGAUAAUAACGAGUGGCAGUCGCUCACGUCAAAGUCAUUGUGGGGACAGAUCCGACAGGAGCUGAAAGCGUACUGGGACUUUGAGCUAACGGUGGAACCUUCCAAGGAAGGUAAAGCGGUCACCGCGAUCGACUCGAUCGAACCGCUCAUUGGUGCGUUCAAGCUGCAGAAGAUAAGUCUGCUGCGUGCUUUCUGUCUGAAAACGGGCGUACAGAUAAUGCUGCAGGAGUACGCGUUCGAGCAGCGCAAUCGACCGGCUUUCAGCGAUGCGGAUAUUGUGAACGUGUUCCCGGUGGUAAAACACAUUAAUCCACGCGCCUCGGAUGCGUACAACUUCUACACGACCGGCCAGACGAAGAUACAGCAGGGUUACCUUCAGGACGGGUACGGACUGAUCAGUGAGGCGCUGAAUCUGCUGAACAACGUGUACGGUGCGAUGCAUCCGGAGAAUGCACAGUGUUUGCGUAUGUUGGCCCGUCUUAGCUACAUCAUGGGCGAUCCGCAGGAAGCACUAGCCAUUCAGCAGCGAGCGGUACUGAUGAGUGAGCGAGUGAAUGGUGUCGAUCAUCCGUAUACUAUUUCCGAAUAUGCCCAUCUUGCAUUGUACUGCUUUGCUAACAGUCAAAUUAGCACCGCCCUGAAAUUGUUGUAUCGCGCCCGGUAUCUGGCCACCAUCGUGUGUGGUGAAAACCAUCCCGAUAUUGCGCUGAUGGAUAGCAACAUUAGUCUGAUCCUUCACGCAGUCGGUGAAUACGAACUAUCGCUUCGCUUUUUGGAGCACGCACUGGCACUGAACAUUCGGUACUAUGGUGAAAAGUCACUUAAGGUAGCCGUCAGCUACCAUCUCGUAGCACGAACGCAAAGCUGUAUGGGUGAUUUCCGAUCUGCGCUGGUAAACGAGAAGGAAACGUAUGCCAUUUAUAAGCAGCAGCUUGGCGAAAGCCACGAGAAGACACAAGAAUCGUCCGAAUGCCUACGCCACCUGACGCAACAAGCGGUUGUGCUGCAGAAGAAGAUGAACUACGCCAACGGCAAGCUGCUCAGUACGGGGCUACCACCGAUUCAUAUUCAGCCACCAUCGAUGGGUUCGGUGUUGGACAUGCUGAACGCAAUCAAUGGUAUCAUUUUUGUACAAAUAAGCUCCAAAGAAAUUGCCAACUUCAAGAAUGAAAUUGAAAAGCGCCAGAAGGAAGCGGGCCAAAGUCAACCGCAGCCAACAGCGCCGGUGCAAGCGAAUCAGGAGGAGGUCGAUCGGAUGCUGAUGGAAACGAUGCAGAAAACGGCCGCCGGUAUUCCGUUCGAGGAGCAGGACGGUGAAAGGAAGGAAAGUGCGGUAGCGCAAGAGGAGCCUGCGAAGCCGGUUGAAGUGGCAUCGAGUUGA